GCCUCUGAUUGGCUACGGCCGGCUCUUAAAAGACGCGGCCAAUGGCUGCGAGCGCCAGAGGCCGGGGAGCAGGCGAGCAGCUGGCUGUCGGUCGGCUUCUCCGGCGCGGGUGGGAAUGGCUACCGGGCCCAGAGAGCAAGCGGCGGCGAAGUGCCCGGGUGGGUCGCGGCGGGCGGCGGCGGGGCUCGCCCUUUGUCUGCGCCCUUCCAAAAUGGCUGCGGCCAGGGCGGGCGGGCGGCGGCGGCAGCGCGGUGCUCCCGAGGCCCGGGCGACCGGCAGCGAGGAGCAGGAGUCCUGGCACGAAGGCGCUUUCGGGGCGGCUAGAGGUGUGCGCAGGACGCCGCGGGCUCGAGGUCUGCUCCUCUGACUUAUGGCCGUGGGUACGAGGACGGCGGAGAAACAAAUUCCAGACGGCAAAGCGCCUUGUUGGAACCUCGCUGCAACCUCGCAGGGUCAUCGCCACUUCUGAAGAGACCUGCCACAGUCGGCGCAGAUCCAGCACUGUGGAUGAGGGGUUUGACGUGGCAAAUGAUUUUUUUUUCUUUCCUGCCUUAAAAGAGACUCUUUCAGCAGUACACACCUGCAAUCCCAGCUCUUGGAAGAUGAAGGACAAGGAAUUCAACCUAUGUUAUAUGUUUAUUUGGAGGCCAGCCUGGGGCCUCAUGAGGCCCUAUUUCUGAAAGGUGGGGUGAGGACUCUUCUCUGAAAAGCAGAGUAUGGCUGAGCCCAUGUGCUGAUCCUGUCCUAAUCUCUCUGGCUUAUUAAUAACUGUAGUACAGCCCCUCCUUCCUCUCUAAGCCUCAGUGAACCUAAGGAACUGUGCACACGGAAGCCCAGGAACCGGGCACCCUCCUGCAAAGUGUGCUGGGGGGUCCUAACAGAAAUUCUGUUCUAAACAUUGGCCCCAGGUUGGGAAAGCCCGUAAAAAGAGGCAAACAAUGAGGAAGCAGGUUGGGUGCUACAAGCCAGUGUGGGCUUGUGUGCCCCCUCCAAGGAGUACCCGAGCUUGGCUUUGACUUGGCACCAGAGCAGAAGUUUAAAGUUGUGAAUGAAACCUAAGAGUCUUCUGGUGGCACAGGAGAGCAUACUCAGGGCCAAUACCAUGCUCGGUGGGCACAGUACUGCUGCGUGACAUGCUCCCAGCCCCAAAUCGGCAUUUUUAAAUGUUGAUGACUGGUUGGAAGAUUUUAAAGUAGAUCAAACCAUCAGCAGGUUCUUUGUAAUCCCACUGGUGUGUUGGUUAAUAGGAACCACCAGCUAGGUGUACAGCAAUCUGUACCCCAAAACCCUUAGUUGAGAGGGGAGUAAAACAAUGGUUGCCUAUUAAAAAAAAAAAGCCUAUAAAAAAGUCUGGAGCUCCCACCAAGGGCCUGUGUGACUGGCACUUCCAUCGCCACACCCCUACACUGCAUGUCCAUUUCUGCCACGGUUCUAAGCUCUUUCUUGAGGGUAAGCACGGUCAUCUCCAUAGAGCAGUGGCUUCUGCCCCUCUGAGGCCCACCAGGACUUCUCUGGUGUGGUCCCUAAUCUCUUCAAGAUGGACUCAGCCUCCUACUGUGCCUAAGCAUCUGCUGAUAGCACAGCCCCUGGGCUGCACCUAAGUUGCAGGUAUAGGGUUAAGGUGCCCAUAACACCUUAAUUCUUUGCUGAAGAGUCCAAUGCUAGAGCCACAGCUCAGGCGGCUGUUUUCCAGAGCACUGCCCCUAAGACUGAAGUGAAUGGAGGUAAAAACCAUGUGUCUCCUCCAAAUAUAUAUGCAAGGGGCAGCAGACACUGCCAGCCUCUUAACCAUUGUCACUCUGGAGACUAAAGGACAACCAUUCUUUCAAUGUCUCCAUUGACACUUUGCCAGAGGCCAUUACAACUUGCGUAGUUUGAAGCUGACAAUCCCAGAGCUAGCCUUAAAAGAGAAAUGGAAGAUUCAUUAAGACAAAUAAAAUUAUAAAACACCUUUA
Molecule: messenger RNA, 1955 nt
Organism: Peromyscus leucopus (white-footed mouse)
Lineage: Eukaryota; Metazoa; Chordata; Mammalia; Rodentia; Cricetidae
Exons: 2
Coding region: 42-680 (212 amino acids)
Source: RefSeq, a predicted model, not a curated record